Symbiodinium sp. CCMP2592 is the source of this 1644-nucleotide messenger RNA. NCBI's taxonomy places the organism in Eukaryota, Dinophyceae, Suessiales, Symbiodiniaceae. The record is from the annotation of a GenBank genome assembly.
GCGCCCGGUGCCGGAACAACGACGCAUCCCAAAGAGAAGAGCGCAGGCCUCGAAGAUCCUCCUCCGCUGAUGCCCACUCGCCAUGUGCUCUCCGCCCCGGAUGCGAGCAGGGCGCCUGCAGAAGCUUCCUCGGAGGCCAAAGAUGCAGCUGGGAAGCGUGAUGGAGGAGAUCCUGAGGCAGACAAGAGCAGGCAGCAGCCUUCUCCAAAGGCUGCGGACGAAGAAGAGAAAGCCUUGGCAAAUAGCAUCCCGAAUGGAUCCAGGUUGCUGACGGCAGAGGCUCCGCACACGGCGAAGGCUGUGGCUUCCAAGCCAGAAGGGUCUUCGGCCACAAGCGAGCCGAAGCCAGACGCAGAGCCGCCGCCGUCAGAGGAGUCCUGCGAUGAGGAGAACGAGGAAGAGGCAGAGGAGGAAGAUGCUGCCGGCGAAGGCUCCGAAUCACAGUCUUCGGGUGGCGAAAACUCUGGUGGAAGCCAGGCUCCGACGUCUCCGGCGCAGGCGCCAGGUGACAACCCUCCACAAGCGAAGGCUGCAGCUGACGCGCGCCAGACAGGCAGUGCUUCGGAGUCGGAUUCGGGCUCUGGUUCAGAAAGCGCCGGGCCCCCGGAACCGGCAUCGAAACAGAAGCCAGUGAGGCUUGAGGCGGCGCCGAGGAAAAAGCCAAUUCUGCAGCCAGCGAAGCCGGAAAAUUGGCGCCAGCAGCCUGCGCCACCGCAGCCUCCGCCUCCGCCUCGAUCUCGAGAAAGACAAACCGUCCCAGAGAUCAAGGUUCCUGCGGCCACCUUGUCCGCUCGAGCAUCGCAGCUGCCUUUGUGGCGUUAUCUCGCCCCGGAUGGGCAGGAGCGGCUCGCGAUUCGUUCGGGGCCGGGCCUGGAUGCACCGACUACCGGCCUCUCCUUAGGAUCCGGGGAGGUGUUUCCUGUAAGCCUGGAAAAGCCUGGCGACGGCGGUGUACUCUUCCUGAGGAUCGCAGACGGUCGAGGGUGGGUCUUUGACCGUAAGUGCGGCCGGGCGCGGAAACGACGAGCCCGACCUCUUUGCGUUCCCUACCAGGUCCCACUUCUUGAAGACGACGGCGACCGCAGCACCCAGGCCAUGGCCCCUCGGGCAAUGGGCCCGGAUGGUCCACUCCCACUCGAUCGCCUCAGCAGCCUAGCAAAGCCUUUCCGGGCCGGCUUCAAGGCACGUAAGAGGAGAUGUACUCAUCCCGCGGGCGUGACGGUGGAUCCGUACAUGACUGUCGGAACCCAGAUCGAGUCCGGGGAGGUCAUUGAGGUGGGUUCCGACGACGAUGGUGGCCCACGGAAGGAGGGCUCCAAGCUGGGCCAAAAGAGACAGAUCAAGGAGCAGCUGAGACAGCAGCUGGAAAGAAAGCAGAGCGAAGUUCAGGCUCUGCGGAACAAGCUGAAUCAGCUUGACUCGGGGCAGGCGUCUUCGCAGUUGCCCGUCAGGAGAGUCGUGAUGAGAUCGUCGGAUGACAGCCGAACCGUCGGCACGGCAGAAGCCCCGCAGGACGCCCGUCAGCAUGACCCGCUACUGGACGAAAAGCGUCAGCAGUUGCAGGCCAUGCUCGCAAAGAAGAGGGCAAUGGGGUUUGCGCAAAGUCCGCCUGCGAAGAAGCCGACGCCGAGAUUUGUGGACUAG